AAAAUAUCAUGCCAACAAAUAUUCAAAAUGGCGGCUGACUAGAGACCAGCCGCGGUUAUUGUUCAGUCAAUGAAGACUGUUCGUAAACAAUUGCCAUCUGUGACGUCAUAGUAAAAAAACGGAUUGCGCAAGUAAUAAUGAGCAAGCGUGGUAAGUUUAGGAGCUGGAGUGAAAAUUUAUCGCAAUGUUAUUGGCUUGUAAGCUAAUGCUAAUAAUGGCAGCUAUAGGCUGCCCCCGACUGGCAGUUGGAAUGAAUGUAACUAUGCUAGAUUACUUUACGGAUGAAGAACUGAAGUUACAAUACCUGAUUCCAAAGGUAAACAACUCAAUUGCGCAAUGGAACUUUAGAAGUUACAAAGGGAAAAUUAUACGUGAAUACUUCAUAAACAACCACACGUUCAGUACAGUAGAAGUUACAGGCGAUGAUACCAUCUCUAGUUUAUAUGUAUCUCCGCUGGCACUACUCGAUGCAGGUCGGUAUGAUUGCGUUUUAAACGGCAGAGUGCUUGCAUCAUGGCGUAUUAGUGUACGAUCAGUGGACACCAUGCAGUAUAUUUUAACAGCAAGAGGACAAACUCCAUGGAAAAACACUACAAUACGAGACAAGACUAUUGGCUUAAGAUGGAGUCCUUGGACAAAUUGUGAUGGUUGCGCUGGGAGUGGCGAGCGAAGAAGAUUUGGAUUUUGUUACGUCACAUGGGAUGAAGGUUCUGCUCAUUGUAAUUCUCGCGAAGUUCCGAUUAUGAUGCGGACACUAGCGAAGAGCAGACCUGAAGAGAUUGUUGUUGGAGUCUGUUACGACCAAUGUUCUGAUAAACAACCUCCCAUGUUCGUUCGUGAGCAACGAAUUCUAGUGAAAAAUGGAGCGAGCGUGAAGUUCACUUGCCGACAAAACGCAAGUGUCCGUGACGCGGUUCGUUGGGAACACAAUGACGUCACAGUGAAACGUAAUGACGUCAGCUUCGGUUACGUAGCAUCAAAGUCGAGAUACGUGUCCAAAGACAACAGAUUUUUUUUCAAUAACAUCCACAUGCCAAGCGGUGGAACAGUAAGAUUUGCUUGCACAACGGACAGAAAGCGAAGGAUUAUUUUUCAACUUGUCGUCUCUCCACUGCCCACUAUCGACGUCGCUAGUUUCAUUGACCACAUCCGCUGGAUGGCGAUAACGAGUGCUAUCCAGGUAACUGUCUUUUUGAUUUUAUUGACAUUUUACAGUUUACUCAGGUCAUUUGCAGACGAAACUAGUUUAAAUUUGUGAAGUUAUGUUUCAUUAUCAGCAGUGACGUUUUAUUGUACAGCGUCUUUAUGUUAAGGUUACUAGUUGUUGUAGCUAUAGUUGUGUUAAUUGUGUUGUCAAUAUACGCAUCCUUUGAUAUUCAUAACUCAGCCGUAUACGCACGUAUUUAACCGCAGUGCCUGCGUAUAUUAAGCAUCUUGAUAUUCACUGAACAGAUGACUGUCGUUGAAGUUAACCGCGAUCGGCUCUUGGCAGAACUUUCGGGCGUCGGGCGCUUAACGUCGCGUAAUUAAACUCAGCUCUGCUGCCUAAGUUCUCUGCGGGUGCGCCUGGGGUCGUCACCCGGCCACGACCCGAGAAAGUGGCGAAACUGCAACCUCACGCCCGCUGUUUAUUGCUUAGCGCGGUUACUGCGCUAACCACCGCUGGGACCGGUGUGCUCAGAGCUGCGCCGGCUUUCCCGCGCACCAAGGCCGCCUAAUGGGCUCGCGACCGCUCGGUCAAAGCCGAUCUCAGCCGCUCUUGCUUGUGAUCUCAUGGCUCGACGCGCGGGGUUUAAUUGCUUAAUGGAAAGAUAUCCGAUAGGCCGCUAUACUUAGAUAGCGGCGGCAAGGGAGCGUUGGGCGUCCCGAGAGGCCCCAUACCCGGUUUGAUGCCGUGUUCAUAAUUUAUUGCUUCAUUGCCUCUAAUGAAUAGCUAUCAAGGCGGACUUUUGACCCCACUAUCUGUCCGCAGUCCCGGAACGCAUGCAACAACACAAUACCCGCUCACACCGCCUGGCGCUGCCUGUUGUACCUAAUAUAACCUGAGCGCAUCAGUAUAUGUGAGCGCAAAAAGACUCUUCUUUACCAAGCUCGGCAGUGAUUUAAUAAAGCAGUCACAACGUUGAACAAUCAGCCCAGUGGGCUUGGCGUUAUUGAGUAAAUUUUGCUUGAUAAAUUCAAUAUGUUUCGUUUUGUUUCAGACGAUCUCGCGUCUCAUUUAAUUAAACUCGCAAGAUUUACUUGAAUUAUGAAUAAAUUAUCAUUUAAAGAUCUCCGAUACACCACACGGAUUUCUCCCGAAAAAUUACACGCCAUUAAUUUGGAUUAGAUCAUAAACUCCAAUAUGGCGGUAAUACUAUUGUUGGGUAAAAAUGUGGAUAUAUCGUUAGCACGUAAAUAUGUAUAUUCCAUAAUCGUAUUUUAACAAGGCUGUUUUACAAUCGUGAGGAUACGUAUAUAUAAUUCUGUAAACAUUCUACUACAAUAUUAUGAGACAAUAAACGAAAAUAAAAACAUGAUCCAUCUUA
Molecule: messenger RNA, 2528 nt
Organism: Ciona intestinalis (vase tunicate)
Lineage: Eukaryota; Metazoa; Chordata; Ascidiacea; Phlebobranchia; Cionidae
Product: protein FAM187B-like
Source: RefSeq, a predicted model, not a curated record